Messenger RNA from Danaus plexippus (monarch butterfly), 2130 nucleotides. Its product is annotated as transcription factor E2F7-like. The coding region runs from base 229 to 1233 and encodes 334 amino acids. The transcript has 3 exons. The record is from RefSeq and is a predicted model, not a curated record. Gene Ontology annotation, cellular component: RNA polymerase II transcription regulator complex. NCBI's taxonomy places the organism in Eukaryota, Metazoa, Arthropoda, Insecta, Lepidoptera, Nymphalidae. Gene Ontology annotation, molecular function: RNA polymerase II cis-regulatory region sequence-specific DNA binding; DNA-binding transcription factor activity, RNA polymerase II-specific. Gene Ontology annotation, biological process: regulation of transcription by RNA polymerase II.
CGCGCGCAUUUGCUUGUAUCUGUCAAAGUUGUUUAUUGUAAAGGUUAAAAAAUAAAAAUGCAUUAUAUAAAAAAGAAAUUAAAUAGUUACAUUAUUUUAUAAAUUGGACACUUUUUGUGAAAACAUUGUAUUAAAAUAAAAUUUUUAACCAACUGGAUCUUUGUUAGAAGCUGUCAAAAAGUACGCGAAUAUUAGUUGUGCAGGAUUUUUGCAUAAUGUUCUCACACAAUGUAUGAAGAUGAUAACAUUACCUCUACUCCUAAGCGUUACGCACUAACAGAAGUUACGAAUUCAACCAGUUACGUCUCACCGACGGCCAAUCUAAAGUUGUUGACGAAUGUUGCGUUGCAGUAUCCCACGCCGCCGCCAAGCACGGUGCAUCGAAAAGAAAAGUCCCUUCAAAUAUUAUGUGACAAGUUCCUCAAUUUGUAUCCAUUACACGGCAAUGGUACGGUAGAAAUACAACUGGACAGUACCGCAGCCCGAUUAGGGGUUGAAAAGAGAAGGAUGUAUGAUAUAAUUAAUAUAUUGGAAGCCAUGCAAUGUGCUGUACACAAAAGAAAAAACACUUAUUUGUGGCAUGGCGGUGCAAGGCUGAAUUCUUUUCUUAAAAUGUUGAAAAGGCAAGGAGAAAAUUUAAAGUUAUCAGAAGCUCUUAGAGGAAGAGCACCAAAACCACCUGCACCAAAGCAUAAAACUUUGGGUGUUUUAGCCCAAAGAUUUUUGAUGCUUUUUUUAGUGGAACCUCCUAAUACACUAAUAAAUUUAGAAAUGGCUGUGAGUGUUCUAAUAGACACAACAAACAAAAAUAAAUCGGUGCUAUCUCCUGAGCAGCAGGACCGGCAACACAAGUCCAAAGUCAGGAGGCUUUAUGAUAUUGCUAAUGUCUUCAUUUCAAUUGGUCUCAUAGAAAAGGUUUCAGGUAAUUUAAUAUUAAAGAAGCCAGUAUUUAAGUAUGUUGGUCCUUUUAAGAUGAAGGAAACUGAGAAGGUAGUUUGCACUCCAUCACCCGUCACACCCCUAUCAAUAUUAGAUACACACCAACAGAUGACACCAUGUCAUGUAUUUGCUGGUAAAUCUAAGCGCAAACUAGAGUUUGCAACGCCUACUACGAGUACAGAGAAGCUCGGACUGACGACCCCUCCACACACACCAUCUCACAAGUGGGAUGAAAUCCUUCUUGUAGCCGACAUGGAACUUAAUAGAAUUAACAGUGGAGUUGUGAUUAUAUAGAUAUUUGUCACUUAAAUUCUUAAUUACCUAUGUAUACAUACAAUUUCAAUUAAUUAUUAGGUUCCAGAUUGUUUAGAACUGAGACAAUGGUAUUGAUUAGCCAGAAUCAUAUAUGAACAAAACAAUAAUGGGGUGUAAUAUGCUUGCCAGAUGUAACUAUUUAUUGGCAAAUGUUACAAGUAAUAUGUUAUAGUCUGAUAUAUUUUGCUUGUAAGCAGACUGACUGAUUGAGAAAAGGCAAACAUUUGUAAACACAUCGUCUUCCAGGGGAUAUUUAAAGAAAAUAUAUUAUGACUGUAGAUGUAUAAUUUUUGCCCAAUAAGUUAAUUCUAUUGUUUGUUACUGAGACCAGAGGUUUAUCUUUGUCAGUCAUACUAGUGCAAUGAACAAGAUAUUAGCGUAUUUAUUUUAAGAAAAUUUUAUAAAUGAAUUAUUUAAACGGUACUACCGUAAGACUAAAGAUAUAUGCCAUAUUUUCAAAAAGUAAGGUUUAUUAUAAAAACUGUACCACAAUAUAAAAUUUAAUAAUGUAUAGGUUACUGAAUUAUAAUUUAUAUUGAAAAAUUUAAAUGAUAAUUAAUUUGUGUAAUGUAAUGUAACUGAAUGAUUUCUUCAGAGGUUAUGUUUUGCGCCCUGGGAGCUAUUGGACUGAAUUAUAUUAUACAAGCAAUGUCAAUGUAAUUUGUAUAAUUGUGUAUACUAUUCCCAACUAUUAUUAUAUAUCGUGAAUUUAUUCUUAUAUAGAAGACAUUUAUAGUUGUGAAGUUUUGACAAAGAGUAAUAUUUGCAUUUAAAGUCGCCUUUGAUACAUAGUUAUUAUGAUGAAUUUUAUAACAAAGUUGCUUUUAUUUUAUAUUUGUUCUAAGUUACAUGUAAUAUUAAAUAACUUCAUUUUUA